UUGUCAUCGAUAGAUUUAACCAAUGGUCAAAGUUGCUAUAGCUGGCGGCAGUGGCGUCCUAGGCCGGUCGUUGGUCGACGUGUUGGCAAAUCAGUCAAAGCAUGAAGGGAUUAUCCUUACUCGCAAGGCGUCUGAUGUUGAACUGGGUCUACCGUCUUUCGUAGUCAAUUACGACGAUGUUGCCUCAUUGACGAAGUUCCUCGAUGAAAACAAAGUUGACACUAUCAUAAGUGCUUUCGGCAUCAACAAGACCUCGUUGUCCCGUUCUCAGAACAACUUGAUUAAGGCAGCUGAUGCAUCGUCCGUUACUCGACGCUUCAUCCCUAGCUCUUUUGCUAUCAAAUACCCAGAGGAUGGCCCGGCAAUUCUCCCUCUUCUACAGUCUUAUUUUGACUCAAUCGAAAUGCUGCGUAAUAGUGGUUUAGAAUGGGCUGUUGUCCAUAACGGAACGUUCUUAGACUACUUCUUUCCUCCGUCCGGUAUCAAGACUUAUUACAACCAUGGCACCCUCGUGGUGGAUAUGCUCAACAAUUCGGCUGCCAUUCCGGGCACAGGCGACGAAGUUUUGGCUUUUACAUAUACUUUUGAUGUCGCAAAAUUCGUUAUCGCGGCAGUUGACCUUGAGUCUUGGCCAACCGAGUUGCGGAUCAUCGGUACAAGGCUGACUUUCAAUGAACUGAUUGAGUUAGCCGAAAAGGCCAAGGGAAAGAAGUUUACAGUUACGUACGAUAACUUGGACAAAUUGAGAAGGUUCGAGAUAUCGGAAUUGCCGGGACAUGAGAAGGAUUACCCCAAGUUUCCCAAGGAAGUCCUCUUACCUUUCCUCUCCAUUUUCGAAAGGUGGAUGGCUGAGGGUCAUGGCGACCUGGAAUACCGGGGCUCUUUGAAUGAGAUGUUCCCUGACAUUGAGACACUUACGGCGCAAGAGCUAAUGGAGGUCUACUGGAAGGUGGGAUAGCUUACGCUAGUUAAAAGCAACAUUUGCUUUUUUUUUGUCUUCACAGGGUGCUAUUUACUGAUCAGAUUCCAUAUUUUCAAUAAUCCAAUAUAUAGGUGCUUUGAGUACUGGUGAAUCAGAAAGACACGACCAACAGGUGGGACUUGACACCCAGCUCGGAUCGAUUUGGCGUCCGAAGUAUGAACCUGCAUCUAACUGAAGAAGUCAUGGGAUAUUCAGAAUCUGUAAUUAGAGGAUUGUCGCAAUACCACCUAUUUCGUUCAUUCCCG
Fusarium oxysporum Fo47 is the source of this 1227-nucleotide messenger RNA. RefSeq lists its product as uncharacterized. NCBI's taxonomy places the organism in Eukaryota, Fungi, Ascomycota, Sordariomycetes, Hypocreales, Nectriaceae. The record is from RefSeq and is a predicted model, not a curated record. The coding region runs from base 23 to 958 and encodes 311 amino acids. The transcript has 3 exons.